This is a messenger RNA of Neurospora tetraspora, 1517 nucleotides long. RefSeq lists its product as uncharacterized. The record is from RefSeq and is a predicted model, not a curated record. The transcript has a single exon. The coding region runs from base 285 to 1334 and encodes 349 amino acids. Lineage: Eukaryota; Fungi; Ascomycota; Sordariomycetes; Sordariales; Sordariaceae.
AGAUCACAAGCCGACAUCUCAUCGACAAGAAGUUCUCUAGGCUGAACCUGGAAAAUCGGGCAUCAGACUACUAAUCACGAGCGAGGAGCAAAGCCCUGUGAUAUCGCCAUCGCUCCGCCUCGACUGCCCUGUGUUCUCCUUCUCAGAUUCCCAAGCACCAACCUCUGAUCCGGGUUGCCGGCACCGAACCGGUUGACGUUCGCACGAACAUAUUUCAGUGAAUAUCGGGCUAAAAGGCAUCAAGACUUUGUCUGUUCACCAUUAAAAAACGACAUUCCAUCAAGAUGUCCAAGUCACCUCAUCUUCCCGACGUUGGGUCUUCCCAGCCCGACCUCCUCCCUCCACCCUCCUACACCGAAGCCAUCGGGUCUCCCUCCGGCCCCUCUCAAUCCACCACUUCCUCCGUUCCGAUCCCCAUCCGAACAGGCGAAUCCCCUCUAACCACCCAUCUCCGCACCCUACCAUCACGCCUCCGUUCCGCUCAACACUCACAUUCCACGGCCCAGUCCUCCCGCGACGCUUUUCUCGUAGCGCAAUGUGUACCGCACAUCGAGUGGUUCAUCGAAGAUGUCGUGAACUUGCCCAAGACGCCGAAGUUGGCCGAGUUGGUGCUGGUGCCGACGGAGGGAUUACCGGGGGUGGAGUCCUCGGGAGAGGAAACCUCUACGGGAAGAGAGUUGGCGAGGAAGAGGGAAGCGAGGGAUGAUAAGGGGUGGGAGUUGGUUGGGGAGAAAGAGCGAAGGCAGGAGGGGGAGGUGGUGACGGUUGUUUGUGUUUCUGCUGCUCUUGAGCAAGUUGUGACGGACGAAAAGGGGAGGACGGUGGACCGGAAGGGCGAUGGGAAGGGUUCGGGUUCGGGCUCGGGCUCGGCCCGGCCGAGCGAUUACAGUUUCGGAGAGUGGGGCAGGUUCGAGACCGAGACAUCCUCCUCCUCUUCUCGCUCCCAGUUGGGACCCGAGGAAGCAUGGAACUGGUUCGCUACCCCCGUUCUCGCUCGCCGAAUCGCCUCGCUACUUCGUCCCGAGCCAACCCUCGCCCGCAAAACCGUCCAAGCUGCCGUCGAGUCACCCAAGUCCCCGACUUCCCCUUCCUCCAAGAAGUCCGGCUUUGGUAGCUUCUUCCGCAGAUCUUCCUCCAAGUCUGAGCCGCAGACACCAACACCGACGGAGCGGGUCAUAACGCCUGUUAGGCAUGGUGCAAUGCUGGAGGAAGAUAGGAUUACUAUGACGGUUAGGGCGGAGGAAGUCACGUUUAGGAGGGAGAACGAGUUUGGGUUAUGGGAGAGUGUAGGGGGGUGGGGAGUUGUUGUUUCCAUCAAGGUGGGGAGGUUGUAGAAUCGGCUGUGUCUAGCUCUAGGUUUAUAGUCGAAGCUAGUACUACGGUAUAACCGGUAGCAGAGAUACAAAGGACAGGGCUAUUGUGGACGGCGGAGGUUAGGAACGAUAAAUACAUCAAAUAGAAUGCUUACUCUAGAGGUACUCACUUACAGCAAUACAAGGUACCGUACCCCUAAACUC